GUUCAUUUAAAAAAACUCUACUAAGUGUUUAUUGUCUUAAAAAUUGUAAAAGCUUAAUAUUUUAUGUAAGCAUAACUAUCAAAUUCUUCAAAUUGUAAUUCAAUGGCUUUCAAUCAGAUAAAAUGAAAUUUUUCCGUAUUUUACUAUCACUUUCUUUUGUAUACGUUUUGGCCGAUAUAACGGCUUAUAAGAGUUUGCUCGCCAUUACAAACACACACAUCCUGCAAGCUUCUAUUUAUACUGAUCCUGUAAAAGGAAAUGGAUUGGAACACGUAAUAAAGACAAUGGUCUAUGAAAACAGAUUUACGUUGGUCAAAAUGAACUUUAUGAUCGCUAUACCGGAGUAUGCAAUCCUUACUGACGAUAACAGAAUAGAAAUUAUAAACCACCAGUUGGAUAUGCGACAAAUGAUAAUACGUGAAUUGCCUAUUCCUGUGCCAAAUACACCAGACCAAAAAUAUAUGAACAUAAAUUUGCAUAAUAUGGGAGAAGCGAGACGAAAAAUUACUAGGAAAGCUUUAAAACAAAUAAUUAUGGAUGAAUUAAAUCGGAAGCAACCGGUUUUCUAUUUUAGCCAGAUGUGUUGUUUUAUAGGAUUGUGGAUGAGUACACAAACCCCAUCAUUAUAUACAAGAACUACUCAGGCUGGCUUUAAGAAUGUUUGUACUAUAACGGACAGAGCCGACCAUGUCAUUAAAUACAGGUCUUUGAAUGGCAUCAUUUGUCAAGUAGACGUCAAUAACAUUGAUGAGAUAAUAAUAGAAUUAAAAGUACAAAUACUUGAAGAACAGUUACAUUAGACCAGAAA
Molecule: messenger RNA, 808 nt
Organism: Adelges cooleyi (spruce gall adelgid)
Lineage: Eukaryota; Metazoa; Arthropoda; Insecta; Hemiptera; Adelgidae
Exons: 11
Coding region: 123-800 (225 amino acids)
Source: RefSeq, a predicted model, not a curated record